Messenger RNA from Penicillium malachiteum, 807 nucleotides. RefSeq names its product WW domain-containing protein. The transcript has a single exon. Bases 1 to 807 code for a protein of 268 amino acids. Gene Ontology annotation, molecular function: protein binding. Lineage: Eukaryota; Fungi; Ascomycota; Eurotiomycetes; Eurotiales; Aspergillaceae. The record is from RefSeq and is a predicted model, not a curated record.
AUGUCGGAUCAGUCACCUAAUUCUGCACAGAAGCAAGAGGCACUCGAGGACAGUGCAGUUGCCUCGAACUCGCCACACGACCAAGUCGACACCGCGACUGAGCAGGAACAACAAGAAGAGGAACAAGACGCGACUGAGCAGAAAGAGAAGGACACUUCAUCGCCAACUCACAAUUCCGAUAAAAACCCCGCAGAAGACACAUCCGCACCCCCAUUACCCGACGAGAUCCCUCCGCCCCUCCCCGACGAAGCACCACCAGGCCAAGCCGAGGACGACGGAUGGGAACCCGUAUGGGAGGCAUCAUCACAAGCAUACUAUUUCUACAAUCGUUUUACGGGUGUUUCUCAGUGGGAUAACCCCAGAAUCUCCGAAUCAACAGCUCCGGAACCAGAGACAGCCCCAGAACCCCCACGGAAGAAGUCUCCUGUUCUGGGUGGCUACAACCCCGCCGUUCACGGAGACUAUGAUCCAACUGCGUCAUAUGCACAGCAAUACGAAGAACAAGAAGAAACGAGCACCGCUGCGGUAGAUCCCACAGCUGCUUACGCAGCUGCUGGGAGCUUCAACCGCUUCACAGGUCGAUGGCAAGCGGACUCGAUCAACGCGGACAGACACAAUGAUGAGAACAAAUCUGGCCGACAGAUGAACGCAUAUUUUGAUGUCGAUGCUGCGGCAAAUUCACACGAUGGUCGAAGUCUGCGAGCUGAGCGAAGUGCAAAGAAACUGAGCAAGAAAGAGCUAAAGGUGUUCAAGGAGAAGCGACGAGAGAAGAAGGAGGAAAAACGCAGAGCUUGGCUGCGGGAUUGA